Molecule: messenger RNA, 657 nt
Organism: Fusarium coffeatum
Lineage: Eukaryota; Fungi; Ascomycota; Sordariomycetes; Hypocreales; Nectriaceae
Exons: 1
Coding region: 1-657 (218 amino acids)
Source: RefSeq, a predicted model, not a curated record
AUGAAUCCCGAGAAGACCAACAAGCCGGGUGGUAACCAACUUCGAGGUCGGCCUGAUGCCAAUGGCCCCAACGGUCGUAAGCUCCCCGAUCGUAUUCGACAACAACGUGAGCGAGAAGCUCAGAGUCAACCUUUGACCCAGGCGGAAGGACUCGGGAUGGAGAAUCUUCGCAUCUCCAACGCCACCACCAACAGAGCUGGCAAUCAAUCGGAGACCUCUACUUCCCGCAGCGGCCAAUAUCGCCGCCGUGGUAGAGACAGACUCUCACUUCCUCCCAACGGGAGCGGUGGCUCCAAAAUUCCUUCUUCUAAGCAAGCCUUUGCCACGUCGGCUGAAGCUACUGCUCAUGACUAUACCCCUGUCUUCUGUAGCCAGGCCGGCAUCGAACCUGCCAGUUACACCAGGCCCGUCUUCGGUGGUCAGGCUCGUGUCGAAUCCACCAGUCCAAUCGUCCCUAUCUUCGGUCCUCAGGCUGGUAUUGCGCCUGCCAGACCAAUUUCCCAUGCCUUCGGUAGCCAAGCUGGUGUUAGUCGGGCUGAGUCAGAGCGUUACCUUGGCUUAUUCCUUGAAGCCAGCGCCGGCGAGCCGUCGGCAUCUGCAACUCCUCCUGAGUCGGAGUACGAGGAUGAGGAGGAUGCCACAGACAGGACGGCGUAA